AUGGCUUCUCUGUUCCCUGGGUCAUCCUACCCGGGAACCACUGCUUUCCCCACCUACGGCACCGAUCAUGGCCGCCGCAGAUCAUCCUCUCGUACCCCUUCGCACUCCCCGCCCCCAACGCGCGAUGGACCGUCCAAGCCCGACAAGUCUCCUGCCAACUCGGACGACUCCAUGGUAUGGGACCUAUCCGAACUCUCCUUCGUAUACGAGCGCAACUCGCGCGGCGAGAUCGUGCGCGUCUCCAAGGGGUCCUCGAAGGGUUCGAUCCCGCCAACGCCGACCGAUUCCCCGCCCAAAGCCCCCUCUCCACUCCCCGCUCUAGCUGCGUACUCCCGCCCCGCGCCUCUCGCCCGCUCAGAGUCCCUUCCACAAGAGUCCAUGUACAACCCGCGUCAAUUCCAACGUGUUGCAUCAGGGCCCGUGUCGAGCACGCCCGCAGGUAUGGCGCGCGGCUACUCCGCGCUCGCGACCACGAACCAAGGCACGGGUCGGAAAUUGGGCGGUCCGCGACGCGUCCGAUUGGAGGACCUCCCUGAAAGCGAAGUGAAGCCGUACGCGCAGACAGGGAUCGGCGGGGUGGAUGAGAAGGAGAACCUGCGGGCGGCACGUAUGGUUCGCCCGGCGCGAUCGGUCAUCGGUAAGUCGCUUGGGUUCGACAGGAUCGCAGAGACAAGCGAAGAGCCGGAACCGCCUGCCGCACCACCUGUUCCCGACCACCACGCGAUUCGUCCACGACGCUCUGCGAGCCUCAGCGACGCCCCUCCGCCGAUGGAGCCCAUCGUGCAGGAACGUCCGAUGACGCAUCUGCGGCCUGGCACGUCACUAGGUGCACGACGGGUCACGCUUGAAGAGAAGAUUCGACAGGAACGUGAGAUUGCGCUGGAAGAAGGGUAUGCACGGCGCGAGGCAGAGGAAGCCGCCGCGGCAGCAGCAGCGGCAGGACGCGCCUAUGCACCCUCGCCUCCGCACGGACAGCUCCCACAGCAUGCGCAUCUGCGGCACCAACGAAGAGACUCUGAUACCGUCCGCCGUGGUGACGCUGGCUCGCCGACUGCAGUUGAGGGCGCGCCUUUGCGGCACCGACGGAGCCCGACUGCCCCAGAACCUCCAAUGAAGCAGUCGCAGUGGAAAACAGAGCCUGAACAGCCGCACCAGCAGCUGCAACAUCAGUACCAGCAACAGCAGCAGGCGCAGACGCAACCCAUGCAAGCACCACCCGCGAAGGCGCCCCCAGCGCUGCCCCUCGGAGCCUCCGGGCGGCAUCUUUUCGUGAACAAGAAGCCAUAUGCGCGGCUGGACAUGAUCGGGAAGGGCGGCUCGUCGCGCGUGUUCCGGGUGAUGAACGCACAGAACGAGAUCUACGCGGUGAAGCACGUACGGCUAGACAAGGUCGACGCAGAGACGAUGGCGGGGUACAUGAACGAGAUCGGGCUGCUGAAACGCCUCGAGGGCAACGCGCGGAUUAUCAGGCUGUAUGAUAGCGAGGUGAAGUCGGGCGCAGGCGGGACGAAGGGCUCGUUGAUGCUGGUGAUGGAGUGCGGCGAGAUCGGUGCGUGUUGA
This is a messenger RNA of Trametes versicolor FP-101664 SS1, 1560 nucleotides long. RefSeq lists its product as uncharacterized. Lineage: Eukaryota; Fungi; Basidiomycota; Agaricomycetes; Polyporales; Polyporaceae. Bases 1 to 1560 code for a protein of 519 amino acids. Gene Ontology annotation, cellular component: nucleus; spindle; kinetochore. The record is from RefSeq and is a predicted model, not a curated record. Gene Ontology annotation, biological process: meiotic spindle assembly checkpoint signaling; mitotic spindle assembly checkpoint signaling; chromosome segregation. Gene Ontology annotation, molecular function: protein serine/threonine/tyrosine kinase activity; ATP binding; protein serine/threonine kinase activity. The transcript has 4 exons.